Molecule: messenger RNA, 1648 nt
Organism: Pimephales promelas (fathead minnow)
Lineage: Eukaryota; Metazoa; Chordata; Actinopteri; Cypriniformes; Leuciscidae
Gene: gjb1a
Product: gap junction protein beta 1a
Biological process (GO): cell-cell signaling
Cellular component (GO): connexin complex
Molecular function (GO): gap junction channel activity
Source: RefSeq, a predicted model, not a curated record
AUGGAAGAUACCCGGUGACCCAUAUCACACAAACACAAACACACACAUCAAAGCACACACUCUUGUUCUGUGACUGAACCCACGCUUUCAUUGUGUGAUGGGAGAAUGACAUUGGCUCUGAGUUCGCCGGUCACAUGGGUGUCCGUUCCUUCAUAAAUGGUGGCUGCAAGCCGGAGACACUCCAUCUGACUGAGGUACACACAUACAGACACAGGCAUACACAUGCACACCAGAGACACGGCGGGUUUCAGAACCCCUCUGAACGGGCUUUGCCCAUGCCACUAACACCACCUGCGGAGUCUGAUCUGGAACCAAAAAUGAACUGGGCGUCUUUUUAUGCCGUGAUCAGCGGCGUGAACCGGCAUUCCACAGGCAUUGGGCGGAUUUGGCUGUCUGUUCUCUUCAUUUUCCGUAUCAUGGUUCUGGUGGUGGCGGCGGAGAGCGUGUGGGGCGAUGAGAAAGCUCAUUUUAUCUGCAACACCCAGCAGCCUGGCUGCAACAGCGUGUGCUACGACCACUUCUUUCCCAUCUCUCACAUCCGACUUUGGGCACUGCAGCUCAUCAUGGUCUCGACCCCCGCCCUGCUGGUUGCCAUGCACAUUGCACAUCGUCGGCAUAUCGACAAAAAGUUGUAUCGCCAAGCUGGCCGCACCAGUCCAAAGGACUUAGAGCAGAUAAAGAAUCAAAAGAUGAAGAUUACCGGUGGCCUUUGGUGGACAUACAUGAUAAGCCUGCUGUUCCGUGUGUUAUUCGAAUCUGCGUUUAUGUAUCUCUUCUACAUGAUCUACCCAGGCUACAAGAUGUUCCGGCUGGUAAAGUGUGAUUCGUACCCGUGCCCAAACAUAGUCGAUUGCUUUGUGUCCCGGCCAACUGAGAAAACGGUGUUCACUAUAUUUAUGCUUGCGGUGUCUGGCAUCUGCAUCCUGCUCAACAUCGCAGAAAUCAUAUUUCUUGUUGCUAGGGCAACAAGUCGCCAUCUCAAUAACUCCAAGGACUCUGCAGUGGGAGCCUGGAUCUCACAGAAAUUGUUUUCCUUUUAGAAGUGCUCAUCUAGUCACCCCGAAAGCUAAAUAUUUCACUCAAACUCUUAAUGUUAAUAAGGCCUAAUGAUAUCCUCACCUCAUUGAUGAUGUGUUUAUUUUAUAACUCAAUGGCCCAGUUUCACAGACAGGGUUUUGAUAAAGCCAAAGCCAAAGGGGCAUAGAAUUUAGUAUGGACGCCAGGGACGUGUCCCUACCAAUAUCCAGUGACACUGAUAUAUCCCUGGCUAGCAAUAAUUUUUUUCAAAACUGAAAUUAUAUUUAUAUAUGUCCCCGUCUCACCAAUUUCAAAAUCAAACCUACGCCACUGCUUAGUUCAAUUAGGGAAUUUAUGUGGCUUUUAUAAACGUGGCUUAGAAAAAAAAAACAUUACUGAUGUGUUUACCAUCUUGAGACAAAACAAUUUGGUUAAAACAGCUCAAACGUUUUAGUCUGGGACUAGGCUUAAGCCUUUUCUGUGAAACUGGGGAAAUACUUUUUAAAAUAUGUAGACAUGCAUUAUAUUACUUCAGACAUUUUUAGACCAUUGUUUAAAUGAAUUUACACUGCUGUAUAAAAUGUUAUAUUGUUGCUAAAAAUACUACAAUUAAAGAAAAUCUUAAUCUUAA